AUGGCCGACCAAACUACUCCAGACGAACAGACACCAGAUGGGGUCGUUCCGACAGCUGUCAAUGGCGACUUCGCAACCAACAGCGACACACAGCAAAAGGACGUACUGAUGACCGACGCCGCGAUCGAUCAAGCUUCUCCCACUCCUGCACACGCUGCUGUAAGCCCAGCUCCAGCCGGCAGGACAGGCACGCCUGCCCAAGCAUCGCGUGCUCCUUCAGUACAUCCUGACCCAGGAUUCAGCAUACCGUCGGAGGCCGCUCCCCAUGGCGAUUCCACGCGACGCUACCUGAAUACCAAGGUCACCGGCGCUCUCCUCGACGGAAUGAAACUGCUCGCUAAAGAACAGCCAGACGAUCCGCUACGGGUUCUUGGUGAAUAUCUGAUACAAAAAUCUAAAGAGAUCGAAGGGACAAAUUAA
This is a messenger RNA of Cordyceps fumosorosea ARSEF 2679, 420 nucleotides long. RefSeq names its product Dpy-30 motif protein. The coding region runs from base 1 to 420 and encodes 139 amino acids. NCBI's taxonomy places the organism in Eukaryota, Fungi, Ascomycota, Sordariomycetes, Hypocreales, Cordycipitaceae. The record is from RefSeq and is a predicted model, not a curated record. The transcript has 3 exons.